GCUGAGCCUGUUGAAAGUGACCAAAAGAAAAAGCGUCCAAGAGAUCCUAAUGCGCCUAAGCAACCACCUUCCAAUUUUUUCCUUUUUACAAACUCUAUUCGGGAACAAGUUGAUAAGGAAAACCCUGAUGCUACGUUUGUUGAAAAGUCAAAGAUUUAUGGUGCUAGAUGGCAACAACUAACUGAAGAAGAAAAGAAGCCUUUUACUGAAAAAGCAAAGAGAGAAAGAGAGAAAUACCUUAAAGAAGUGGCCGCUUAUGAA
Cokeromyces recurvatus is the source of this 261-nucleotide messenger RNA. Its product is annotated as high mobility group box domain-containing protein. The transcript has 2 exons. The annotation marks the transcript as partial. Lineage: Eukaryota; Fungi; Mucoromycota; Mucoromycetes; Mucorales; Mucoraceae. The record is from RefSeq and is a predicted model, not a curated record.